GAACUACUACUACAACACCUGUGCCGGAAACUACAACGGAAAGCACAACUCUGCCUACAACUACAACUACUGUAGUUCCUACCACAACUGAAAAAACAACUAUAACCACGACAACGUCGCCAGAAACAACGACAAUUACCACAACAUCUCUGACAGAAACAACAACGGAAAGUCCAACUCCGUCACCCACUACAACUACUAAAAUUCCUACCACAACUGAAGAAACAACUGCAACUACGACAACGUCGCCAGAAACAACA
Apis dorsata (giant honeybee) is the source of this 260-nucleotide messenger RNA. RefSeq names its product integumentary mucin A.1-like. The transcript has a single exon. The annotation marks the transcript as partial. The record is from RefSeq and is a predicted model, not a curated record. NCBI's taxonomy places the organism in Eukaryota, Metazoa, Arthropoda, Insecta, Hymenoptera, Apidae.